Molecule: messenger RNA, 3997 nt
Organism: Lotus japonicus
Lineage: Eukaryota; Viridiplantae; Streptophyta; Magnoliopsida; Fabales; Fabaceae
Product: topless-related protein 2
Exons: 25
Coding region: 391-3783 (1130 amino acids)
Biological process (GO): regulation of DNA-templated transcription
Molecular function (GO): protein binding
Source: RefSeq, a predicted model, not a curated record
GAGAAACCAAGUCAUAACACAACACCACUACACAACUCUCUCUGUCUUUCUUUCUUUCUUUUCGUGUGUUGUUGUUUUUUAUUUAUUUAUCUUUUCAUUUUAUUUUUCUUUCUUUCUUAUUUAUUUGCAGCUUUUUUUCUUCUCCCAUUAUUCCACUGUUUCUCCUACUCCUCUUUCUUCUUCAACAACCAUCAUCGAACCAUGGAACCCCAAACCCUAGAAACCUCUCCGCCGUGAACAUCCACCACCCACCACCGCUUAAACGUCGCCGUUUCCCUCUCUCUAGAUCAAUUCAAGUUCUUCUCAAAAAGCAGCAACACCGUCAAUUCUCCUUUCUUCGCUCAAUUUCACACACCCUAACUUCUGAUUCGGUUACUGUUAGGGGCAAAAAUGACAUCUCUCAGCAGGGAAUUGGUGUUCCUCAUUCUUCAAUUUCUCGAGGAAGAGAAAUUCAAGGAAGCUGUACACAAGCUGGAGCAAGAGUCUGGUUUCUUCUUCAAUAUGAAGUAUUUUGACGAGAAAGCCCUUGCUGGAGAGUGGGAUGAGGUUGAGAAGUACCUAUCUGGGUUCAUAAAAGUCGAUGACAAUCGAUAUUCCAUGAAAACUUUCUUUGAGAUUAGGAAGCAGAAGUAUCUUGAAGCCCUUGACAGGAAUGACAAAGUGAAGGCUGUUGAGAUACUGGUGAAUGAUUUGAAAGUUUUUGCAACGUUUAAUGAAGAAUUGUUCAAAGAAAUUACGCAGCUUAUAACCCUUGACAACUUCAGGGAAAAUGAACAGUUAUCAAAGUAUGGUGAUACUAAGUCAGCUCGGAGCAUAAUGCUCUUAGAGCUUAAGAAACUGAUUGAAGCAAAUCCCCUCUUUAGAGAUAAGCUUAUAUUCCCUUCUUUGAAGGCCUCAAGGUUACGAACCCUGAUUAAUCAAAGUUUGAAUUGGCAGCACCAGCUGUGCAAGAACCCGAGGCCAAAUCCAGACAUUAAAACUCUAUUUAUUGACCACACUUGUUCACCCUCAAAUGGAGCUCGUGCACCCACUCCUGGCCCUCUUCCUGUCACAGCGGUUGCAAGGCCUUCAUCUUAUGCUCCGCUUGGGGCACCUGGUGGACCAUUCCCACCAGCCCCGACUGCUGCUAAUGUUAAUGCAUUAGCGGGAUGGAUGAUGAAUGCAAAUCCUUCCUCAUCUAUUCAAUCACCUGCACUUGCUGCUUCAUCAAUGCCUGGUCCCCCAAAUCAAGUAUCUGUCUUGAAGCAUCCAAGAACACCUUCCAAUACUCUUGGAAUGAUGGAUUAUCAAAAUGCUGAUCAUGAUCAUCUAAUGAAACGUUUACGGUCAGCACCAUCUGUUGAUGAGGUCACUUAUCCUGCUCCCCCCCAACAAGCCUCUUGGUCACUUGAUGACCUUCCUAGAGCUGUUGUUUGUACGUUACAUCAAGGAUCAACAGUGACAAGCAUGGAUUUUCAUCCAGCUCAUCAUUCUUUACUUGCUGUUGGUUGCGGAAAUGGCGAGAUUUCACUCUGGGAAGCAGGGCUGAGAGAGAGGCUGAUGUCAAAGCCUUUCAAAAUAAAGGAUAUUGCUGCUUGUUCUGUAUAUUUUCAGGCUGCAAUUGUGAAGGAUUCAUCUAUGUCUGUCAACCGUGUAUCAUGGAGUCCAGAGGGAAAUUUAAUUGGGGUUGCUUUCUCAAAACACUUGAUUCAUUUGUAUGCUUAUCAAGGUCCUAAUGAUCUACGGCAGAAUUUGGAGAUUGAAGCUCAUGUUGGUGGUGUUAAUGACUUGGCAUUUUCUUAUCCAAACAAACAACUAUGCAUUGUAACUUGUGGGGAUGAUAAGUUAAUUAAGGUGUGGGAUUUGACCGGACGGAAGCUUUUUAAUUUUGAAGGUCAUGAGGCACCAGUUUAUUCUGUUUGUCCCCAUCAGAAGGAAAAUAUCCAGUUUAUAUUUUCUACUGCUCUUGAUGGGAAAAUCAAAGCCUGGCUGUAUGAUAAUAUGGGCUCCAGGGUUGACUAUGAUGCUCCUGGACAGUGGCGCACCACAAUGCUCUAUAGUGCUGAUGGAAGUCGAUUGUUCUCAUGUGGAACAAGUAAGGAUGGGGAUUCUUUCCUAGUUGAAUGGAAUGAAAGUGAAGGUGCACUCAAGAGAACAUAUUCUGGAUUUAGAAAGAAAUCUGCUGGUGUUGUGCAAUUUGACACUACAAAGAAUCGCCUUUUGGCUGCUGGUGAAGAUAACCAGAUAAAGUUUUGGGAUAUGGAUAAUAUCAAUGUGUUGACAAGUACAGAUGCUGAGGGUGGUCUUCCAAGUCUCCCUCGUUUGAGGUUCAAUAAGGAUGGAAAUCUGCUUGCUGUUACUACAGCAGAUGGUGGUUUGAAAGUCCUUGCUAAUACUGAUGGCAUGAAGUACUUAAAAGCCAUUGAAGCUCGAUCUUACGAAGCAUCUAAAGCAGCGGUGGAGACAAAGGCAUCUGGGUCUUCUAUGGUUGCAAAUGUCAAUCAGCACAUGAAUAAAGUAGAACGUGUUGACAGAAGCUCUCCUGCUGCGCCACUGCCAAUCCUUAAUGGAGUUGAUUCUAUGGCCAGAAGUCUAGAAAAGCAAAGAAGCUUGGAUGAUAAAUCUAAAACUUGUGAACUGACAGAAAUAGUUGAUCCUGCUCAUUGUCGAACAGUUGCUCUGCCAGAUAGUGCUGCUGACCCUACUAACAAGGUUGUUCGUCUUCUUUACACCAAUUCCGGGGCUGGCCUUCUGGCUCUUGGUGCAAAAGGGAUCCAGAAGCUGUGGAAAUGGAGCCGUAAUGAUCAAAAUCCCAGUGGAAAGGCCACAGCUAAUGUUGCUCCCCAACAUUGGCAACCAAAUAGUGGUCUUGUCAUGGCUAAUGACCUCCAAGAGAAUUUUGAAGAAGCAGUUCCCUGCAUAGCACUCUCAAAAAAUGACUCUUAUGUCAUGUCUGCAUGCGGAGGAAAAAUUUCCUUGUUCAACAUGAUGACUUUUAAGGUAAUGGCAACUUUUAUGAAACCUCCCCCGUCUUCAACCUUCCUUGUGUUUCACCCUCAAGAUAAUAACAUCAUUGCAAUUGGGAUGGACGAUGCAACUAUUCAUUUUUACAAUGUUAGGGUGGAUGAGGUCAAAUACAAAUUGAAGGGUCACCAGAAGCGCAUUACCGGUUUAGCUUUUUCAACUCAUCUGAACAUCUUGGUUUCAUCUUCUGCUGAUGCUCAGCUUUGCUUUUGGAGUAUUGAUUCAUGGGAUAAGAAGAAAUCACUAUCACUCCAAUUGCCAGCUGGAAAAGCGCCUGCUGGUGAUACUCGAGUAUACUUCCAUAUCGAUCAAGUGCACUUACUGGUAUGCCAUGAAACACAGCUAGCAGUAUACGAUGCUUCAAAAAUGGAAUUGAUUCGGCAGUGGGUUCCGCAAGAUGGUUUCUCUGGUUCCAUAGCCUCUGCAACAUAUUCCUGCAAUGGCCAACUAGUUUAUGCUGCCUUCACUGAUGGAAAUAUUGGAGUAUUCGAUGCUGACAGCCUGAGACUAAGAUGUCGGAUAGCUUCGUCUGCAUACCUACAUCAGACAUCAUCAAAUAGCCAAAAUAUAUUCCCAGUUGUUGUUGCAGCACAUCCUCAGGAGCCAAAUCAAUUUGCAGUUGGACUUUCAGACGGCGGUAUUAAGGUUAUAGAGCCCAUUGAGUCUAAUGGGAGAUGGGGAGUUUCAGCAUCUGUUGAUAAUGGCAUGCAGAAUGGUAAUGGGAGGACAGCCUCACCAUCAAUUACUAACAACUCAACUUCUGAGCAGCUCCAAAGAUGAUUCAUACACACACCAUUUUAGUUUUUGUUCAUGUAAAAUUAUUGUAAAACGGUUAGGUUGAAUGUUUCUUAAUUGUGUGACGUUAAGUUGGUUAAGCACAGAUGGUUAGGUAAAGAUAUAAAUUAUGCAUACAAUAUCAUGUAGAUGCUAAUUUAUUAUUGCUUCAAAUAUUCACUGUGUUCGAGUUUCCAAUGGCAUAUUUUGUUAAGAAUAA